Messenger RNA from Symbiodinium natans, 1059 nucleotides. The record is from the annotation of a GenBank genome assembly. NCBI's taxonomy places the organism in Eukaryota, Dinophyceae, Suessiales, Symbiodiniaceae.
AUGUCCAAACAGAAGCUGCAGCUGCGAGCUACGCUCCGCGAUGAGGGCAAGAGCUGGGAGCGGGUCGGAACGAGCCUCCUCAACUCCACCGUCUGGGACUUUGGAACAUCGGUGGGCAUGCGCGAUCUGGCUGCUUUGCACGGCUACUUGUUCUCCUAUGGAGGGAAGACGUGGCGGAGCAACCAACAGACGGCCUUGACCCUGAGUGCAGCAGGCGUCCGAGAUGGUGAUUUGGUGGAGUUUGCCGGCGACUUUGAGCCGGUGGCGGGCGACGAGAGGCCUGCGACCGCGAGCGCGGCCGCCGACGGCGCGGACGGCGCCGAGGCGCCCGCCGAGGCCUCUGCAGAAGCACCUGCCGAUGCAAAAGACGCAGGCAGCAGGGCUGCCAGUGCCGCUGGCAGUGUGCGGGCCACGACGCCGGGCACGGAGGGUGCAAAGGGUGCCCGAGCCCCCGAGGGUGUCGCUGCGGACCCGACGAGCGAGAGCGGGCCAGUCCCUGAUGCCGUCCGCGCACCCACCCCGCUCCCCAAGGCUCAAAUUCGGGUCACGCUGAUCGAUCACAAGAAGCGACAGCGCGAAUGCAUUGGCAGGGCUUCGCUGGACACCUGCGUUUGGAACUUCGGUGUGUCUGUGGGUAUGGACCACUUGACAACGCUGCAUGGUUACGUGCUCACGUAUGCGGGAGAGACCUGGCUCAGCAACCAGCAUCCGACCCUUACCUUGAAGGAGGCAGGCGUGCAGGACGGCGACAUGGUAACCUUUGCCGGCGACUUCGAACCCGUGUAUCUGCAUGUGACCCUGGUGGACAAAGAGGGGAGCCGCCAGCGGUUUGGGAAGGCGUGCCCCUUGACGUCUGUGUGGCUCCUCGGUGAGCUCUUGGGUCUCCGCACCAUGGAAGGCCAGGUCGUGCCAGGAUUUGGCUUUACCUUCAAGAAGGAUGGUGGGCCCACCUGGAGGAGCAAGACGUAUCCCAACCUCACACUAGCUGCGACGGCCGUGAAGAGCGGAGACUGCGUUGAGUUUGCCAUUGAGACUCCGCCCGAGCCGCCGGAGGAGUAA